Messenger RNA from Aspergillus lentulus, 1362 nucleotides. RefSeq names its product TPR domain protein. NCBI's taxonomy places the organism in Eukaryota, Fungi, Ascomycota, Eurotiomycetes, Eurotiales, Aspergillaceae. Gene Ontology annotation, molecular function: protein binding. The record is from RefSeq and is a predicted model, not a curated record.
AUGUUUGCAGCAGCCAGCCAAGAAGAUAGUCUGAAAGACCUCAGCCGUGCAGCAGAGUCAUUCUGGGAGAGAGGACAAUUGGCGCAAGCCGAGGGAACCGCACGGCGUGCCCUGGCCGGGCAGAAACAGCUUCUUGGGGAUGGCCAUCGCGAAACUUUGACAACAGCCACUACACUGGCAGGGAUCCUAAAGCAGCAGGACCGCGACGAUGAAGCUGCAACACUGUACGAAAACAUCCUGCAAACGGCUGACGAGGUCCUCGGCGGCGAGGACCUUGUUACCUUGCGGGUCCUCAAUGAUUUCGGUUUACUUUUACAGCAACAAAGAAAAUAUGACGCCGCGCGUCGAAUGCAUGAACAAGCCGUGAGGGCGUAUAUUGCGCACUAUGGCGAAGAGCACAGUUCCAGCAUUACCAGCAUGACGAAUCUGGCACGAGUGAUGAAGGCUCAACGUGACUACAAGGAGGCAGAAGACCUAUUUCGACAUGGACUGGCACUUCGCGAGAACCUCCUGGGAGUCACGCAUCCUGAAACCAUGGAUAGUGUACGUUUCUUGGGCGAACUCCUGCUGGAGACGGACAGAGGAGAGCAGGCGGAGUCGCUGGUCAGGGAGACCGCCGGUCGACAGCUGGCACUGAUCGGAGAAAAUAGUACAGACUUGCUACAGUGUAUGAGCAGUUUUGCGAUCCUGAUGCAGGAGCAUGGUCGCACGGAUGCCGCCGUCGAUAUCGCCAAGCAAGCACUCGAGACUAGAAGACACUGGAAGGAUAAGCACGCCCUAGAUACUGUAGAUCCCAACACGCUCACGUCACUGAAUAAUCUGGCAAACGUGCUACAGAGCUGCGGUCACCACUCCUCCGCCGAGGAAAUCCACCGAGAGGUCCUCGAAGGGUCACUUUUGGUCCUGGGACCCGAUCAUCCCAAUACACUGUCAACGUGCAGUAAUUUGGCUGGGGUACUAGAGAAACGCGGUGCGUUCGCCGAGGCAGAAGACCUAAACCGACAGGCGUAUCAGGGACGAGCCAGGAUACUUGGCCCUGAACAUUCCAGGACAAUAGCUAGCAUGGCGGACCUGGUGGAUGUGCUGGCAUGGCAGGAAAAGUGCGUCGAGGCGACAGAACUAAACAGUUCUCUGGUCGAUGUGAAGCGGAAAGUGUUGGGUGCGGAUGACCCCUCGACGCUGUGGAGUAUGUUUACUCUUGGAAUGCUCUAUGAGCGCCAGGGGAAUCUGCGUACUGCGCGGAAUAUGUUCGACACUGCAUUAGCGGCAGCAAAGGCUGCCUGUCCACCAGAUCACCCUGUCCGCAGGUCGUGCGAAGCUGCUUGUUACAGACUCAAAGACGUUGAAGACACUCGUGAUUAG